Messenger RNA from Salvelinus sp. IW2-2015, 460 nucleotides. Lineage: Eukaryota; Metazoa; Chordata; Actinopteri; Salmoniformes; Salmonidae. The record is from RefSeq and is a predicted model, not a curated record.
UACUCAAGUGACCAUAAGCAAUGACGCGUUCCCCUUUGGGUAUGACACCACCACGUUCAACCACUGUCUGAGCGCUCAAGUAGUAAUGGACAAUCUGGCCACCCUGACUGAGAAGGUAGAUGAUGAUGACAUGCAAAAUGUCAUUUUGGAGAAGCUACACCAGGCGUACCCCAAAGGUCUCUCAGACCAGCAGGUUCAGGUGCUUCGGUCGGUGUCUCGCGUGGCUUCCAUGGAGCAGAUUAACAAGUGGAACAUCACUACAGUGGACACACUAGCAGCACUGAUGGACAAUGGCAAUGGAGAAUGGGACUCCGACAAAGCCAAAGUUAUUGUCACCAAGUUCUUAAGUGCUGGCAAUUUGCUUGGUGCCUCUGAACUGAAUUCAAUUGGAGGGCCUAACCUGUGCGCACUGGACCUCAGUGUGUUGCAAGGAAUCAGAAAUGACAGUCUCUGUGGUUGA